UGUACAUAUCGGUAUACAUACAUUCAUUGAUUGUGAGUAAACACCAGUUGAGAGAAACGACUCUGGUUGCUUUCGAUGCGAACGAGAGCCAGCUAGCUAGCUACCAAUGUGCCUUUCAAACUCUGCAUCUGUCAAAAAAUUAUUGAAUGAAUUUUGGAUCGCCUGAUUUGCUCAUACAUAAGUCAUAACAAAUUAUUGUUUAGGUUCAGAGAACACCAAUAGAGAAGUAAACGUGUCGGAUAGCAUGGAUGCGCCGCUACGAGAUAACGAGGUAUUCACCCACAGUGAGACUUUGUUCGUGCAGAAUGGCAAGCCGAUGGAAUUCAGCAUGCCGGGCUCGGCCGAGGCGAAGCACAUAAACACGAAGAAACGUAUCCGUGCCCUGAUACUACAUGGAGGCGGCAUCAUGACGGAGGACAGGAAAGAUGUGAUACGUCUUGGCAAGAAUGGUGAAACGCCGCCAGGUGAUGUAGACCCACUGUUUGUCUACCAGAGCGCCAUGUUCAAUCGUCUCCAGGACUUGCGUUCGUACACAUUGGGGCCAAAGCCCCUUCCUCCCCCAGUGCCAUCACCGCCCAAACCGCAAAGUAAAUUUGUGACUAGCCCGCGUAACCCACAUGUCAGCCACUCCCCCGCCACGGCGGUCACAGGGAGAACGCCGUUCAGUGCAGUGGAGGAUGCACUCAUUCUCAAGUACUUCCACGAGCACCGGCAUAAGUACGCAGGCAGCUACAGCAAGAAACUCUGGCUGAGAGUUUGUGAAGAGGAGCCGCUAAAACACCGGACGUUUGAAGCACUCCGCACUCGUUUCCAAAAAUUCCUUUCAAGCAAACUGGAAAAGUCUCCGACAGAACGAAUGACGUCCACCAAACUUGCGUCGCUGGCGACGAAGAGUGCGUCGACGUCGUCCGCUAGCCCUGCUGUGCGUGGUGCGCCGGCGGGUCGACCAACAGCAGCAGCAGCCGCUGCUUCCCAGCCCAUGACUUCUCCGCGUUCAGAUCGUAGCGCUCACAAGGUCCACACCCCAGCCAAGCGAAAGCGCAGUCCAUCACCCGCGGGUCGUGACAGUGCUGCCAAGCGCCCCACUGCUGCUUCCACUGCUAAGAGUAAGAAGGCAAGUCGCGGGGACGCAGCCAUCGGCGAUUCACCGCUGUCGGAAGGAGUGACGCAACAGCAGGGUAUUGCCGCUAUGCAGCAUUCUCCUGAAAGCAGCCCGGCAUCGCCAGUUCUUGCUAAGAAGACCUAUGUGGCCAAAGCAGCCGCGUCCAGACUCUCGCCGGGCGCAGACAAGAAGAAUUCGCUGAAAUCGCCGGUCGUAGCUGCUGAAAGCAGCACGGCAUCGUCAGUUCUUGCUAAGAAGACCUAUGUGACCAAAGCAGCCGCGUCCAGACUCUCGCCGGGCGCAGACAAGAAUAAAUCGCUGAAAUCGCAGGCCGUUGCUGCUGAAAGUGGAACGGCUGAGCAGUCAAACGUUGGAUGUGGUGCAAAGCGCGGCAUUGUUCAUACUGCCGCUGCCUCGAAUGCGGCGGCGAAAGUGCCGACGACCGGCAACACUACAGCCAAGCUAUCCGCACGUCCGGGCCUGCACCAGCGGAAGUCUCCUCGAAAAGACCAGGUUAGGAUUGAAGAACUCAGCGCGCCCUCCACCCAUGGUGAAGAUUCUGACCUGUCCGACUCUCAAAAUGAACCUGAGCCCGCAGCAGGCAGUGGCAGUGGCAGCGGCAGUGCCCAAAAGAAGAAGAUCGUUCGAGCUAAGAAGCAGAAAGUGAAAUUCACGGUGGACGCCGUCCGCAGAAAGAAAGCCAGGAUGAAGAAAGCACUGUUGGAGGCCACGGUUUCCGAGGAUUGUGACGACGAUAAUGACGACGAUGCCAUGGUUGAUAUUGGCCCGCGAACGGAAGCUCGUCGAAAGCUCCACUUUGCAGUGGGUAAGUUGGACGGGGCUGGAGAUAUUACCCAAUCUCAAACGGCUGCUAUUGGCACUGGCUCGCCUGCCCAGUCUGCCAAGACGAGUUCUGGCAUCAACUCUCGUCAGUUUGGCGGCAUGGUGUCCGUCGACAGUGUUGACAAGAAGCUCUACUCUGCUGCUCAGCGUCAGUCUAAACGCUCCUCGUCUGCAUCACACGACGGUAGCAGCAGCGACGAUGAGGACCAAGCAGUGUCCGCUACCAAACCCGCUAUGUUCCCUGGCAAGCGUGUUAGUAGGUCAAAGCAGUCUACUCCAGUGGCCCCAGCAGCAGCAGUAGCAGCAUGUCAGAAAAGUACUCCGGACCUCUCGGCCAUGCUUUCCGACUGCAGCCGCUCAGAUAUUCCUACUCUUGGAGGGGCACUACGAGAUGUAUUUGGUCUACAUCUGCAAGUGCUGCGGGUGGCUGUUGAUGGCGGUCAUUCCUAUGUAGAUGCGUUGAAGCUAAUGCACUCCUGCAGUUGCAACUAUUCAGAUGCUCUCACCGUUGCUCGCGGGGAGGACCCCAGUGAAGGACUGCAUGUCUGGACGCCUGAGGAGGACACAGUUCUGCUAGGACGACGCUGUCGCUUUCGUACUCAGCUCAUUGACCUGCUGGGCCAAGAAGCGUGUGACAGCCGCAUCCGCUAUCUCAAGUCGUGAUUGCGCCGUGUGCGGUGUGUGUGUGUGUGGGUGUGUGUUCAGUAUUAGUGACACAUGUUGGGUACUACUAGCUUCUCUCCAACAGACACAGGUACUGUCAGACCAGUGUCCAUGUACGGUGUCGAGCUGCCAUUGAUGUACAUGUAUGUUUCAAUAGCUUGCCCUUGACUGGCGCUUGGGAGCAGGGUUUCGUGUUGACCAUUGACAACAGAGUAUAUGCUUUGUCCGUACUAUUUGACCUGGGCAGAAUGUUGGCUUCCCCAGAAUCAGAUUUCGAACAUCUUUUAUCGUCCUCAUCCACGCUUCCGUAGCUUGAUCUUUUCUGCGUCAGGUUAGGUAUUUGGCCUUGACAGAUGGCAUUCUCUCUGAAUCAGUUUCUAGUGUUCCCGUUGUUCACCUGCCCGCUUCCUGUUCUAGACUUCUUCUGCAUCGUGUGCUGGUUACGUGUGCUGGUUACGUGUGCUGGUUAUGUGCUUUUGUGUUGCAUUCCCUGCCAGUCGCUCUCUGUUCCCUUCUUAGUCUACAUGUGCUGGGUAGCAGGGAGUCGUAAAAUACCGGUAUUUUACGACUCCCUGCUGGCUAGUACAUAGUAUAUACUGGUUACUGGGUAGACGAUGUAGUAUGUAUUGGGUAGUACACCGCAGAGGGCAUUGCAGCGCGCUCACACUGGCUAGCUGGCCGCGGCCUUUGAAUGUGCUCACGAUAGCUGGCCUUGGUCGUGGAAUGCCUUUGCUUUCCGGACGUUGUGUCACAUAUCUGGCACGUCUUUUGGCAGUGUUGCCCCGUCUGCUGUUGAAGCGUGUGAUUUGUCGGAGUUUUUUAUUAUGGCGGUAUUUGAGCGUCGUCUCCAUUUUAGUCUCGCUUUCUUUCUUUCUUUUUUUUAUGAUGCUUUUUGCGUGUUCUUAGGUUGUGCUAGUAUGUGUGUUGUUUUUGUGUUGUGCUUGUGUACUUGAUUUGUGAUUGCUGUGCGCUGAGUUUACUGCCUUGUGCUGUCGUUAUGUGCGCUCGGUGCAUUUUUCUCUCGUUGGUUUUUUUGCAACUCCCAGUCUGCCUGGCUGAUGUAGCUUCUGUGUUUUCUGUACGGCUGCGGCUGAAACUUGCAGUACAUGUGAUGUACAUA
Molecule: messenger RNA, 3728 nt
Organism: Sycon ciliatum
Lineage: Eukaryota; Metazoa; Porifera; Calcarea; Leucosolenida; Sycettidae
Exons: 12
Coding region: 245-2608 (787 amino acids)
Biological process (GO): telomere maintenance via telomere lengthening; regulation of DNA-templated transcription
Cellular component (GO): shelterin complex
Molecular function (GO): telomeric repeat DNA binding
Source: RefSeq, a predicted model, not a curated record